Molecule: messenger RNA, 6673 nt
Organism: Dermacentor andersoni
Lineage: Eukaryota; Metazoa; Arthropoda; Arachnida; Ixodida; Ixodidae
Gene: Gnf1
Product: germ line transcription factor 1
Biological process (GO): DNA repair; DNA replication
Cellular component (GO): DNA replication factor C complex; nucleus
Molecular function (GO): ATP hydrolysis activity; ATP binding; DNA clamp loader activity
Source: RefSeq, a predicted model, not a curated record
UCGUUCGUAGUUCCCGUGUUAAAACCAGCCAUACUGCGGCGCUUUUCUGAUGCGGUCGCGCGACAAGCAACAAUCCUAAUAAUGGACAUUCGCAAGUUUUUCACUUCUUCUGGGUCAGCGCCUGUGAAGCGAGCUGCCGAUGAUACAAAAAGACAACCUGAUGAGAAAAGCAAGCCCAAACAGUUGGCGAAAGCGGAGAAAGAGCCUGCGAAACCGAAGGCCGUGGAAAAGAAGAAGAAAGCUUCACCUGUGAAAGUUCCAAAAAAAGAAAAACAUGAGCCGGCAAAGUCGGCGAAGGAAAAGAAGGAAUCUGGAAAAAAGCCACGGCAGAGGAUUGUCAUGCUUGAUUCCGAUUCGGAAGAUGAAGAACCAAUCCCCAAAAAGGCCAAGAAGCAAACCAAAGAAUGUAAAGCUGCAACUGUUGACUCUGAUGAAGGCUUGGAAGACCCAGUUGCAUCGAAGCCUACCAAACUAUCACAGGCUGCAGUUUCAAAGGAUGCAUCUCCAAAGAAGCCUGUAAGGAAAGUCAGUGGCAAGGAACCUCCAAGUCAGAAACUUGUGCCCGUUUCUGCUGAUGAUUUUUUCACAAGUGCUUCCUUAAGCCCCGCCUCCAAGUUGUCACUCAAGGCGGCUCAAGCGAAAAAGGUUUCGACUUCAAAGGAGUCUCAUGAUGACAAUGAUUUCCAGAAAACACUAGAAACGCUUGAUGAAAAGCCAGAGGAAAAACAGCUGGCCACACGUUCAAGUCCCCGGAAGGCCAUCAAAGACACUGAGAGGUCCCAGAAAUCUGGAAAACCUACUGAGAGUCCUAGUGAAAGAAAGGCGUCACCAUCAAAAGGUAAUGCACAGAAGCCAGAAACUAGCAAGAAGCUGGAGAAGGAAAAGGCCCCAGUCAAGCUCACACCAGAGAAACGAAAAGCUGAAUCACAAGUUGCUGCCAGCCCACUGUCAAAGAAACCUGAGGAAGCAACACCUGGCAAGCAAGCUGUGAAGAAAGAACAGCCUGCACCUUCUAAGGAAGAAGUACCCAAGAAAGGGAAGCCGGCUGCUGCCACCACGCCUUCCUUUCGGAGAGGAAAUGCCGCUAGCUACCAGAGUUACCUCAACAGGGAAGGCCCGAGGUUGCUGGGAACACGAGACAUACCAGAGGGCACUCCUGGCUGCCUGAAAGGUGUGACAUUAGUGGUGACCGGAGUGUUGGAAUGCAUCGAGCGUGAUGACGCUAAGGAACUGCUGGAACGCUGUGGCGCCAAGGUCACGCAAAGUGUCAGCCGCAAUACCACCUACGUUGUUGCGGGCCGGGACUCGGGCCCAGCCAAGAUACGCAAGGCCGAAGAAUGUAAGGUGGAAAUAAUAGAUGAAAAUGCUCUGUACGAGCUGAUUGAAAGUCGUUCAAGUGGUGAUGGCAAGCGCAAGGCUGAAAAAGCAGAAGCUAAGGAAGAGCCAGAAGAGGCAGAUACCCCGAAGAAGAAACGAAAAGUGGAGCCUGAAGACAGUUCGGAAAACCAUCAGGAAAAGAGGGCACGAAAAGCCAGUGAGCAUGUCAUUUCCUCGAACAAGAAGUCAGGAGAUACUGCUGCCGAGGACUCACCGUCGGCAUCCAGCAGCCAGAAGACACGGACAUCUGCUGAGAUGUGGGUGGACAAGUACAAGCCACAGACGACCAAGCAGAUCAUCGGCCAGCAGGGAGACAAGAGCAACUGUGGCAAGUUGCUCCUGUGGUUGCGCAACUGGCACAAGAGCCGUGCUGGACCCAAGAAACCAAUUCCUAAAUGGGGAGGAGGUGGAGGCGAUGGUUCCGCCUUCAAGGCAGCACUUCUGUCUGGAUCCCCUGGCAUCGGCAAGACCACCACUGCUACACUCGCAGCACGGGAAGCUGGCUACAGCAUUUUGGAGAUGAAUGCUUCAGACACUCGUUCUAAGAAGAGCCUUGUUGAACACGUGGCUGAGACCCUAGGGAACCUCACGCUUACAGGAUCUGGCAUGACAUCCAGACAUGUACUCAUCAUGGAUGAAGUGGAUGGCAUGGCAGGCAAUGAGGACAGGGGUGGAGUUCAGGAGCUAAUUGCUCUGAUCAAGUCUUCACGAAUUCCCAUAAUAUGCAUCUGCAAUGACCGCUCACACCCGAAAAUGCGCUCUUUGUUGAACUACUGUUUUGACUUGCGAUUCCAGCGACCGCAGGUCAAGCAAAUUCAGGCUGCGUUGAUGUCCAUUGCAUGCAAGGAAGGUCUCUCUAUCAGCCCGGCCAUUGUACAAGAGAUUGUCAUGGCCUCCAACCAGGACGUGCGACAGGCACUGCACAACCUCUCGCUUUGGAGUUCCCGAACAAAGAGCAUGAGUGUGGCGCAGGUAAAGGCUGAUGCGGGCAAGGGCACCAAGGACAUCAAAAUGGGACCAUUCGACGUGGUGCGCAAGAUCCUAUCGAGCUCUGAGGGUGGCCAGUCUAUGACACUGAAUGAGAAGGCAGCACUCUUCUUUCAUGACUACAACAUGGUGCCGCUGUUUGUUCAAGACAACUACUUGCAUAUUCAGCCCUUGGAAGCCAAGGGUGACCGUGAGAAGCACCUCCGAUUGGUCAGCGAGGCGGCCGACAGCAUCAGUUAUGGCGACGUAGUGGAGCGGCAGAUCCGGCAGCACGGCAACUGGUCCCUGCUCCCCAUGCAAGCUUUCUUUGCCAGUGUGAUCCCUGGAGAGCUCGUUCGGGGCCACAUGCGCGAGAUGGUCACCUUCCCAGCCUGGUUUGGCAAGAACUCCUCCACGACAAAGCGACACCGCCUGCUCCGCGAACUCAAGCAUCACACGUACACUCGGGUGUCUGCUGACCGCACACAACUGUCCAUGGACUACGUGGGUCCCUUGCUAGAGUCGCUGACCAAGCCGCUGAUCGACAAAGGCGUGGAUGGCGUGCCAAGCGUUGUGCACCGCAUGCACCACUAUUACCUGCAGCGAGCCGACCUGGACAACCUUUGUGACCUGGCUUUGUGGCCUGGCAUGAGGGACCCGAUGGGACACAUUGACUCUAAGGUAAAAGCUGCACUGACACGUUCGCUCAAUAAGGAGGCCUUUAUGAUGCCUUAUGCCACUGGCGACUUCGUCAAAAAGAAGGCCAAGAAAGGCGCAGGCAAAGCUGGGAAACAGGCCACGUUGCAGGGCGACGAGGAAACUCCUGAAGAAGAAGCAGAGGAUGAAGACGACGAGCCUGACCCAACCCUUGUUGAUUACGAUUAGAUGGCCAUCUCGUUUUUGAUAUCUGGUUGCACCAUUUAGUGCUUUUGUUGUGUGGAUCGACUGCCAUGUGUUCACAGCUUUUGUCACCGUUGCAAAGCUAUCAUGCGAAAUGCUCUGUGAUAAGAUUGCAUGGAGCCUUGCACUUCCUAGCAUUUCGACUACUACUACCUCAGCAGCUCUCCUUUGUGUGUGCACAGCAAGGGUAGUCAAAGUCACUGCUGUGUUCAUUAGACAUGCCGCUCUUGGAAAGUGAUCAUAUUGUUGACUUGGAAAUUGUACUACCAGAAAUUCGUGCUUUCACGGCAGCAAUCGGAGCUAGUUGUCAUGCAUUGUUGACUUGCGGGCAGGCUGUCCUGAAACACGAAACUUGGCGAUUGUGCACACGCUGAGUGUGGGUGUCUCACGUUUCCUCUCAUUGUGCUUUGUGCUCUAAGUUGGUGUACCUGCAGUGUAUUGCAAUGUAUUGCAAAUGACAGAGCAUUCCGGCCAAAAAAUGGCUAAAAUUCUGUUGUUGCUAGAUUAUCUUACAUUUGAGGCAAAUUCCAGAUAAUUAAAAAAGUAAUAUUCGGCUGCUCACAGAAGUGCUCAUUGUGGGAAGCCACAGAAAGCUGUAUUUUCUCGCAGCCUAACACUGAACAUGUGUAACCUGUGCAGCGCGUCUUGCAAUCCCAAAGUUCGUGUUGAAACUACAAAGAAGUUGAGUUUUACUCUAAAGCUGUGACGUUCCAAAAAAGUAUGUCUAAAACACAGUGAGUUCAGUUAUCCCAAGAAUGGCUGGCUUCUGAGCUCCUUCUUUGCUCGUGCACGAGGAACUCGGCAGAUUGUGUGGAAGGGAAAAACAGAAUCGAACGGCAGUUGAACGUCAAAACACGCCAGUGUAAUCAAUGUACAAAACAAACAAAGAAUAAUACACUUAAUGUCUAAUCAUUCAAUUGCCAGUCAGUUUCUUAAGAGUGAAUUCAAGCUCACUUGCCAGCAAUCAAAUACACCAUUAUUCAUGUGGUUAUCAGCAAGGUGUCAUAUCCAUUCCCUCCUGCUGUCCCUGUCCGUGUCAUCUGCAGAAUAUUUGUCAAGCACUAAUCGUCUCCUUUAUGCUUGUUAGUACGCCAUCCUUUCCAUUGACAGGGCCAACAGGCACAGUGAAACAACAUGCAUGCAAAUACUGUACUAAACAGCAUUAAUUUGUAUGACACACAUGAUGAAUGAUCAGGAAGACUAGAUUUUUGCAAAUGAUGAUGUCUGAAUGUGCACUACUAAUUGAGAUCUCAUCUCGGAAGCACUGUAUAUAUAAAUAUUCACAUUGUGUGAUGACGCUGCAAUCAGUUUAAUGCUCAGAUGGCCUCCUUCAGUAAGCCCUUCAAGACUUACGCUACGGCUCUGGGCUUGACCAUUGAUAGUGCUCUGGGCCUCAGCAGACAGUAGUGCACAUAACUAAUAUAUGCUGUUUAUUCAGACUUGCAGGGCCACUUUGAAGACAACCAGCCUGUUCAGACCUGUUCACUAAUGAGCCAGUUUGUUAUAAUCCCCCCCCUCCUCACUCCCCUGCCCUUUUUUUAACAUUUGAUACAGUUGAGUGGUGUUCAUGAUUACGAUUUUUCAUGUGCCUAAUGCAGAAACCUUGUGCACAAGUUUACAUGGUAGUUGUUGUGCCCAAGAAGCACAUACAAAUACAAAUGACUCACUAAGCUAACAAAAGAAUUGACCAACAUAAAUUGGUGCAGGAUAUUAGUCAUGUUUCUGACAGGUAAGCAUAUCAAAUAUAGGUGAGUGAAAGAAUGCCACUUAUAACGUACAAAAGCAGCAGAGAACAGCAUAGGUAUCUAAAAGCAACAACGGGGUUUUGAAGAAGGGCCCUGCCAAGCAGAAAUGGCCAAGCCUGCCACAAAUGAUCAAAAAACAGUAAUGCCAUGUUAUGAAACUAUUGAAGCAGUCUCGCUUCACUGCAUUACGACUGUGGCAUGUUAGAGUUCAAUAGCUGUGUCAGACAUCUGAAAAAUGUAUGUUAUAACCGUAAUGUCAUGUUGCAACAAGGUGUGUUAUAACAGUGCUAGCCAGGCGUGGUUGUAAUACCAUGACUCCUUAUUUUAGUGUGAGAUCUGGAUAUUGCUCUGUGCUCUUCAUAAGUAUGCACAGGUGCUAGUGCUAAUUAUGUUUUCACUGUCACAGCUUAUUUGACUGCACAGAUAGUGCAUUUGUAGUACUAUUUAGCCAAAAUGAGAUCUGGCAUUGAAUAUCAACAAAAGGUCUCUUGAAGCACACCUUCAAAAUAGAUUCACUGAUUGCGUAGACAGGCAACCCAGUGUCAUCCCACAAUUAUUGCAGCGAAUUGUGAACAUUUGCAUUGUUUUUAUUCAAUCAAAGCUACAUUUGUUGAUUUUAUAAGCAUUAAAGAAAACUUGUACAAUUAUGCUUAACUUGUUUCUUGUUGGGUCCUACGUUUGCGGUCACCAAAUUUGUGCUUUGUGGGCCAGCAAUUACGGCACAUACAGUUAAACCUCGUAUAAUGAACUCAAAUGGGGCAAAUUAUCGGAUAUAACGAAGCAAAUCUAGAAUCUUUCUUGCCAAUGUGAACAUUUAACAAAUAUACUGUAUGCUUAUAACGAAUAUCAGCUAUAACGAAGAUAUUUUUGUGUCAGAUACGACUUGGUUAUAACAAGGUGUGACUACAGAUGUUUGCAUUUGUUAAUGCUUCUCUGGAAGCAGGUAUGUGGAAUAGUAUUUCACUAUCAAAUAUGAGCCAAUUACUUUCCUGAUAUAUUGGAUGCAUGUGCAUGCUUUGGUUCUUCCUCUUCAGUGUAUGUCUGUGUAUUAUGCACUCAAGUGGCGUGCCAUUGCAUGCUGUGCUUUUUCGUCAUUUGGCAGCUAGCCCUUAAUGCCUCCAUUAGCAUUUUUGCCCUGAAACUCGAGGUGUAAUGCUUCAUAUUUGAGGUACAAAUGUAGAAGGUAGAGGUGUACAUUAGUUGGAGAGAUUUAGUUUUGCCUCUCGUGAACAGUUGCUUGGAAGAAUUUCUGUCUUUUUUUUUGAAGGAAAGGCUGGAAGAGAGCUCCAGAUUUGAAAAUAACAUCGUUGUUUGGUCAGUAAUGGAAGCGGCGAUGUGGAAAUUCGUCUUUAUUUCUCCGUUUAUUUGCAUACAUGCCCUAUAGCACGCUUUCGAAAACCAAUGCCUACACUGCCCUUCAUGAGCUGAUCACACUACCGGUGGGCUAUGACCACCUGUAAUGCCACAGCAUAAAUUUCCUUCCUAACAUCAUUUCAGGGGUAAAACAUGCCUUCAGUUGGUUUUACACAAGGCUUUAUACAAACACGUACACAUUUUUUUGCCUGUGCCCAUCUUGUUCGUGACAUUUAUUUCAGGCUUUGUAGAAUGGCUACCUCUGAAGCUGAGUGCUAAUUCUUGUGCCACAGUGGUCAUUUCUAUUGUGAAUAAACAACUGUUUUUCUGAA